Molecule: messenger RNA, 263 nt
Organism: Megalopta genalis
Lineage: Eukaryota; Metazoa; Arthropoda; Insecta; Hymenoptera; Halictidae
Source: RefSeq, a predicted model, not a curated record
ACAACUCCAUCAUGAAGUGCGACGUCGACAUCCGUAAGGACCUGUACGCCAACAACGUACUCUCCGGCGGUACCACCAUGUACCCCGGUAUCGCCGACCGUAUGCAGAAGGAGAUCACCGCCCUUGCCCCCUCGACCAUCAAGAUCAAGAUCAUCGCUCCACCCGAGAGGAAAUACUCCGUAUGGAUCGGCGGAUCUAUCCUGGCCUCACUGUCCACCUUCCAACAGAUGUGGAUCUCCAAGCAGGAAUACGACGAGUCCGGC